Molecule: messenger RNA, 4043 nt
Organism: Pogona vitticeps (central bearded dragon)
Lineage: Eukaryota; Metazoa; Chordata; Lepidosauria; Squamata; Agamidae
Gene: GRIPAP1
Product: GRIP1 associated protein 1
Biological process (GO): neurotransmitter receptor transport, endosome to postsynaptic membrane; regulation of modification of synaptic structure; regulation of recycling endosome localization within postsynapse
Cellular component (GO): glutamatergic synapse; extrinsic component of postsynaptic early endosome membrane; postsynaptic recycling endosome
Source: RefSeq, a predicted model, not a curated record
GCGUCAUUUUCCCGGCUCCCUGAUUUUCCUCGUUCCACGGCUCUUCCCCCAAAGCUCUUUCUCUCUUCUUUCUCCUUUUAUCUUUUCCGGUGGAAGGAAAGAGAAACAAGGAAUCAAAGAGGGAAUGAAAACCCCGUCCUUCCUCUUCAUCUCUAUGAUCUGUUCUUAAAGUCACCCUCCCCGCCUCCACUAGCAAGCGGAGGCGGGGUUUUCUUCCCCGCCCCUUCUUCCUUCGACGUUCGAAUUUCCCUUCGCCCCCCACCCACCGGUUUCUCUCUUGGGUCAAACCAAGUCGGAUCCGAACCGUGGGGGUGGCGGGUUGGGGGGGGAGGAGGAAGGGAGUGAAGAUGGCGCAGGCCUUGUCCGAAGAGGAGUUCGAGCGAAUGCAGGCCCAGCUGCUGGAACUUAGGACACAGAAUUAUCAGCUUUCUGAUGAACUCCGCAAGAAUACUGCCGAAUUAAACGGCCUUCGGCAACGGGUGGCAUUUUUGGAUAAGGAGUUUUCUAAAGCUCAGAAGGCUCUGAGUAAGAGCAAAAAGGCUCAGGAGGUGGAUGCGUUGCUUAGUGAAAAUGAAAUGCUUCAGGGAAAACUGCACAGCCAGGAGGAUGACUUCAGGCUACAAAACAGCACCCUCAUGCAGGAGCUGUCCAAGCUGUGCUCCCAGAUUGAGCAGCUGGAGAAAGAGAACAAGAGUCUCCAGGAAGGGGCGGCCCGAGCAGCCCCAGAAGAGGCCUCCCCCACCAACCCUCUGGAUGGGGAGCUGCUGAGGCUGCAAGCGGAGAACUCUGCACUGCAAAAGAACAUGGCAGCUUUACAGGAGCGCUACGAGAAGGACGUGGCCCGGCAGGCUGAAAACCGAGGCGGAGGAAAGGGCGAUGCCUCUGCGGAGCCUCCUGCCGCUGGGGAAGAGACCUCGGCGCCUCAGGCCCCUGAGGGUGGGGGUGGCAGCAGCGCCGCCUCCCAGCAGCUCCUCUCCGAGGUGGAACUGAAGUGGCAGACGGAGCGAGAGGAGAAAAUCCUCCUGAAGGAGCAGCUGCAGAGCCUUGAGGCCUCCAAGACGACGGAGAUGUCUCGUUUGCAGCAAGAACUCAGCAAGCUUGCAGAGAAGCUAAAGAAGAAGCAGGAAAGCUUUCUGCGGCUUCAGACAGAAAAAGAGGCUCUCUACAAUGAUAGCAGGACCAAAAUUGAAGAGAUUCAACUGCGCAAGGACGAGGAGCUCAAAUCCCUACAGACGCGCAACCAGAAGCUGCAGCAGGAGCUCCAGGUGGCAAAUCAGGGCUUCUCCGAUUUAAAGGGCCAGCUGCAGAGUCGUCGGAAAGAGCAUGAGGUGGCCCUGCAGGCCCUACAGGACCAAGUUGCUUGUCAAAGUGCGGAGAGCCAGGAGCAGGUUGAGACCAUUCUGUCCGAAAAUGAUGCCCUGAGAACCAAUCUGGCCGCGUUAGAACAGAUCCAGACGUCUAAGACCCAAGAGAUGAAUCUGCUGCGAGAUCAGGUGGCGGCGCUGGGGGCAGAGCUGCAGCAGCAUCAGAACGAGAAGGAGGCAUUGGCCACCCAGCGGGAAGACCUCAACACACAGCUGCAGGAGUCACUCCGGGCCAAUACUCGUCUUGUGGAGCAGCUCCAAGAACUUGGUCAGGAGAAGGAGAGGUUAUUACAGGAACUUGAGGAAGCUAGGAAGACAGCAGAGAAGCGCAAAGGCAUGUUAGAUGAGAUGGCCAUUGAGACCCAGCAAGAAAAGGGACGCCAUAAGGAAGAGCUUAGUAACCUCCGUCUGCAGCAUGAGAAAGAAGUGCUGGCUGUGCGGGCGCGCUAUGAGCGGGAGCUGCGGGAGCUGCACGAACACAAGAAACGGCAGGAGGAUGAGCUGCGUAACCAGUUAAAGGAGGAGAAGGCUCGAAGUCAGGAACUGGAGUCUAUGCAACAGACUGUGGAAGAGUUGCGACUGCAGAUACAGUCCAUGGAUGGCACAAAGGGCUGGUUUGAGCGGCGGCUUAAAGAAGCUGAGGAGCUGAUAGAGAAGCACCAGGAAGAACAUGCUGAAGCCCUGCAGCUUUGCAAGGAGCAACAUGCAGCUGACUUGAAGCUGAAGGACCAAGAGGUGGAAGCAACCAAGGAGAAGUUACGGGAGAUUGAAAGAGCCAGGGAUGAACACAUGGACACCAUCAGCCGCCUGAAACAGGAGGUGAAGGACACGGUGGAUGGGCAGCGGAUCCUGGAAAAGAAAGGCAGCGCAGCGUUGAAGGACCUCAAAAGGCAGCUCCACCUGGAACGGAAGCGAGCAGACAAACUCCAGGAGCGCCUUCAAGAGAUUCUGACCAACAGCAAGAGCAGGACAGGUAUUGAGGAUCUUGUCCUGGCGGAUAUCAGCUCACCCAGUCGGGCACAAACAGGCGACAGCAGCAGCAUCUCGUCCUUCAGCUACCGUGAAAUCAUGAAAGAGGGAUCUGUGGCUGGCAGUAACAAGUCAACCACAGGCAGCCCACAGUCCCAAUCACAGCCCCCACGGCCAGCCGACCUCUCAGACGAGGAGAUCUCCGAGCUGUUCCAGCGUCUGGCUGAAGUUCAGCAGGAAAAGUGGCUGCUGGAAGAGAAGGUGAAGCACCUUGAGGUCAGCAGUGCCUCCAUGGCUGAGGACCUGUGCCGGAAGAGCGCCAUCAUUGAGACCUAUGUGAUGGAUAGCCGCAUUGAUGUUUCAGGGGCCCAUGGGCAGGUCGACAGGAGCAGCCUGAGUAGCGUCUUGCGAGACCUGGUGAAGCCAGGAGAUGAAAACCUGCGCGAGAUGAACAAGAAGCUACAGAACAUGCUGGAGGAGCAGCUCACAAAAAACAUGCACUUACAAAAGGAUUUGGAAGUUCUCUCCCAGGAGAUUGUCCGUCUCAGCAAAGAGUGUGUCACGUCCCCGGACGCCGACCCUGCCUUGGGUGAUGUCGCCUGAGUGACGUCCCGUCCGACGACACCCGUCCCUUCUGACGUGCCCUCAGCUGCAUCGGGGGAUGGGGUGGGGGUGCCAAGAGGAUUGUGGCUUCUGCCUCCACCCUGGCCCACUACGGAAUCACUUCUCUCCAUCUAGCUUUGUUUUCAAAGGGAGUUUAAGCCUCCCCAAUCUUUCUCCUUUCAUAACGCAACAAACGGUUUCUCCUUAAACCACCUUCCUCAGACGGCUGCCUAACAACUCCUCCCACCGGAACAGAUUUGGUUUUUUCCCAAGGCACCUGCAUGCUGAUUGUGCCCUACCUGUUUCCAGAGAUGGAUCUUGUCACUGGUUGUUUAAGAAGUGCUACCUUUGGGUGGACCUGAAGGCAAAUCACAUUUUGGUUCUGUAAGCCAGCACAAAGUGCUGUGUUUCCAUCUGGAGAUUGUUGGGCCACAACUCCCAUAAUACCUCAGCAAUGCCUUAUGCUCAUUUGGCUCGAUGGGAGCUGCUGUUCAACAAAUACGGGGCAGCCACGUGCUCUCCAGCCUAAUCCCUUCUUCCUGCAUUCCAUCCUAGGAGGUACAUCUGUGGUCCUAUAACUUCUUCCUUCUGAUUCAUUCUUAAUUACUCACCUACCUCCACCUCCUGUUCUUCCAUACUUCUCCCUUUGCAUGCGUGUCAGUCCUGAAUCUAUCUGUCCCAGCUGUAUCCAGCUGUUGCUGCUGUUAAUAAAAAAUGAAAUAUUAUAGAUCAGUCAGACCCAACCUUCGGUAGCCCAGGAGUUCUACGAUUGCAAUCCCCAGAAGCCUUCACCACCAGCUGUGCUGGCUGGGGCUUCUGGAAGUUACAACCCAAGAACACCUGGGUUACCCAAGGCUGGGAACCACUGUUAUAGAUAAAUAAAUAUAAAUAUAUAUAUAUAUAUUUGCGCUGAUCCCCUCCUUCUGGGCAGGACUGAACCCGAGUGGAGCAAAUCUUUGUCUGUACAGAAGGGAAACUCCAGAGCUCAUGCAAGGUUCCAACUGCACUUUCUGUUGAUGGGGGGGGGGUAGCGUACGUUGUUUAUUUAAUGUAUCAAUGACUUGUACAAGGCUGUAAUUGUUGAGCAAAUGAUAACGCAAAUAAUGA